AUGGAGAGAAUCCUCCUCUUGUCUGUUUUGGUGCUGGAGUUUCUGGGCCUUGCAUGGGCCCAGGAUAGGCUGAUAAGCCCAUCCAAGCUCGAGAAGUUCGUGGACGAAAUUCCAGAAAUACCAACAAUCAAAGGUUUCGAUGUAGUCAAUGGCUUUCCCGUUGCUAAGUCACUCCGUAUUGGCAUGUUUAGCAAAAAAUUGCGCGGCCCGUCUUGGUCCACAAAGACCUACACUUACAACAACAAACAACAAGUCGGGACCUUAUGGUACCACGACCACGCCAUGGGGUUGACUAGAGUCAACCUCCUGGCUGGCCUUGUCGGUGCCUAUCUCAUUCGCCAUCCUCCCACAGAAAAUCCCCUCCAACUCCCGUCCGGCGACUUCGAACGUCCGCUCGUCGUGUUCGACCGCGCGUUUCGAACAGACGGCUCGAUCUUCAUGAACUCGACCGGGAACAACCCCACAAUCCACCCCCAAUGGGAACCCGAGUAUUUUGGGGACGUUAUCGUGGUCAACGGGAAGGCGUGGCCUUACAUGACGGUCAAACGCAGGAAGUACCGCUUCCGGAUCAUCAACGCCAGCAACGCCAGGUUUUUCGCGUUCUACUUCGGAAACGGACUGACGUUAGUCCUCGUGGGUUCGGACUCCGCGUACAUCGAGCGGCCGAUGACUGUCGACGAGCUAUUGUUGGCGCCGUCCGAGAUUGUCGAUGUCGUGGUUGACUUUUCGAAGUCAAAGUCAAAAUCGGCAAUCCUGCGCAACAGGGCUGCGUAUCCGUACCCGUCCGGCGACCCGGUCAACGAGGCCAACAGUGAGGUCAUGAAAUUUAUCGUGGAGGACGAGCACGAGCAGGAUGGGUCGAGGAUCCCGGAGAAGUUGGUCGAGUACGCGGCCACGCGGGACCCACGAGCUGCAUCGAACACGAGAUACGUCGCGAUGUACGAGUACACGAGCGCGACAGACGAGCCGACGCACCUCUACAUCAACGGGAAGUCGUUCGAGGACCCAGUGACCGAGACUCCGAGAGUGGGAUCCACGGAGAUUUGGUACGUGAUCAACCUCACGGAGGAUAAUCACCCGUUGCACAUGCACUUGGGGCUAUUUGUGGCCUUGGAACAGAGGGAAUUGGUCGAGUUGGAUAAGUUUAAGGAUUGCAUGUCGAAACUCAACAAUGCGGUGGGGUGCCAUGUGGAGAGGCACGCGAUUGGGAAUAGGACGGAGGUGCCGGCGCACGAGAAAGGGUGGAAGAACGUGUUCAAGAUGAUGCCUGGCCACGUGACGAAGAUGCUUGUGAGGUUUUCGUACAUACACACCAACAAAUCGUACGCAUUCGACGCGACUAAGGAGCCAGGCUAUGUCUACCAUUGCCACAUUUUGGAUCAUGAGGAUAAUGUCAUGAUGAGACCCUUGAAACUUACGCGCUGA
This is a messenger RNA of Striga asiatica, 1425 nucleotides long. The record is from the annotation of a GenBank genome assembly. NCBI's taxonomy places the organism in Eukaryota, Viridiplantae, Streptophyta, Magnoliopsida, Lamiales, Orobanchaceae.